GUCGUCACGUGUGUUUUGAAUAGGCGAUCUGCCCCUGUGGAUGUUCUAGCCUGUAUUGAACUGGUAUUAUUAACGUAACGUUUGAACAAUAAUGUCGUUUAUGGAGGACGAAGCAUCAGACAGUGGGGUUGACUCGCGCUCACGGUUGGAAAGCUAUGUAUUCAGUUGUGAGUUGUCCUCUGAUGUUCCAUUUUACACAUUUCAAGCUGAUGAAGAUGAGGAUAUGGAACAUUUUCUCGAGCUUAGAACGAUUUGUCUGGGCGACGGUGCUAAAGAUGAGAAUAACGUGGUGGAAGUUACCGCUAUGAAUCACCAGGGAAAGAAAAUAUCGGUGCCUGUAGCUAAUCUUCACAUAUCCUGUCUACCUAUGGUAAGCCUUGGUGAGUUUGAGUUGAUGGCUCCUGUCACACUACGCCUGAAAUCUGGAUCUGGACCAGUGACUGUCAGUGGGCUGCAUUUAGUUGCCACAGAGAAUGAAGACUCUGACAUGUCAGAUGAGGAAGAUGAUGAUAGUGAGGAGGAAAUGCCUGCUGUCAAACCAGCCAAGAAAAAGCAGUAGCUUUAAUCUCACAAACACAUAUUUUGAUGUUUACAUCACACCUUUAUAUAUUUUAUACAAUACUAGAUUUGAUGUGCCUCUACCAGAUUUAAUGGCGGGUGGCAUAGGAUUUAACAGAUUUUUUUUUACUGCCAGAUGUGGUUGCAAAUGUUGAAUUGAAAGGUAAAGGUCUCAUGAACAUUUGACUUUUGCCAUGCUUCAUGUUGAAAAUGUUUUUAUUUCUGAAUACUGUUACUUAUGCAUACAAGAGAACAAAGAUGUAUUCAUUAUUGGAGUGGUGGUUAUCCUGGGAAUUGAAAAUACAGUCCUGUCCUAUCACCAUUGUGCCCUGAGGCACUUAAGAUGCUAUUGACAGUGGACAGUGAAAAGCAUUCUGUAAAUAAAAUGUGUUUUUUGUAGAAUCU
Molecule: messenger RNA, 963 nt
Organism: Myxocyprinus asiaticus (Chinese sucker)
Lineage: Eukaryota; Metazoa; Chordata; Actinopteri; Cypriniformes; Catostomidae
Product: nucleoplasmin-like protein NO29
Exons: 5
Coding region: 92-559 (155 amino acids)
Biological process (GO): chromatin remodeling
Cellular component (GO): nucleolus; cytoplasm; nucleoplasm
Molecular function (GO): RNA binding; chromatin binding; histone binding
Source: RefSeq, a predicted model, not a curated record